Messenger RNA from Strongylus vulgaris, 318 nucleotides. The record is from the annotation of a GenBank genome assembly. Lineage: Eukaryota; Metazoa; Nematoda; Chromadorea; Rhabditida; Strongylidae.
AUGAUCACUCAAAGAGAAACUGUAUCGCAACGUGUAUCGUUGGCCUUGUCUCAGCGAGCAGCCCAAUUCGGACUGCUCUUGGAUGAUAUUUCCAUCACACACUUGUCUUUCGGACGCGAGUUCACAGAAGCCGUUGAAAUGAAACAGGUUGCUCAACAAGACGCAGAAAAGGCUAGAUACCUUGUCGAAAAAGCUGAGCAAAUGAAAAUUGCCGCCAUUACUACAGCUGAGGGAGAUGCGCAGGCGGCAAAACUACUUAGCAAGGUUCGUAAAUGCCUUUCGGUAUUUAUCUUUACCGAUUCGUUAUUGUUAUUUUAG